ACGGUGGAUGGGGAGGAGCUUUUAUUUUUUGGGAUUUUAAGUCCUGCCGAAAAUUCCAGAAUAGCCCAUGUCAAAGAUGUCUUCGGAAACUUCACUAUCGUAUAUUAUCUUGUUCAGGUUUGCGAGCUGGAUAUUAUUUUCAACUUUGAAAAGGCAUAUUUCAUAUUGGACGAAUUCUUAUUAGCCGGUGAAAUACAGGAAACCAGUAAAAAGCAAGUGCUCAAAGCGAUCGCUGCGCAGGACUUGAUACAGGAGGUUUUUUAA
This is a messenger RNA of Gongylonema pulchrum, 264 nucleotides long. Lineage: Eukaryota; Metazoa; Nematoda; Chromadorea; Rhabditida; Gongylonematidae. The record is from the annotation of a GenBank genome assembly.